Molecule: messenger RNA, 1608 nt
Organism: Aspergillus alliaceus
Lineage: Eukaryota; Fungi; Ascomycota; Eurotiomycetes; Eurotiales; Aspergillaceae
Product: major facilitator superfamily domain-containing protein
Exons: 3
Coding region: 1-1608 (535 amino acids)
Biological process (GO): transmembrane transport
Cellular component (GO): membrane
Molecular function (GO): transmembrane transporter activity
Source: RefSeq, a predicted model, not a curated record
AUGUCCAUACGCUCAAGAGGAUCUUCCAUAAGUCGAGAAGAAACGCAUGAAGCCGAGCCUCUUCUACAGGAUCACCGAUUGUCCAUCUCAUCCCGCUGCGAGGAUGAUCUUGCACUCCACCCAAAGGCCCCCCUCAAGACGGGGCGGCUAUCGAUAUUCGUUAUAUGCGUAUUGCUAGUCACAUUUGGUGAUUUUGCGGUUCUGUCGAUCAACAUACCGCUGACCAGACUGUACGAGAGCAUUAUCUGUUAUCAGUAUUAUGAAAAAAGUGAUCCCAGUCGCAUUGAUCCAGGAGGAAACGUGCCAGAACAGUGGUGCAAGAUCGCCCCGGUCCAGGGAGACGUCGCCUUGAUCCGGGGCUAUGAAGCUCUCUUCACCUACAUUCCCGGCGUCAUCUUAGCAAUUCCAUACGGUCUGCUGGCUGAUAAAUGGGGCCGAAAGCCCGUUGUUCUUCUCAGCGUGGGAGGGAUCUUGUUAUCUAUGAACGCUACGCUCCUCGUGUGUGCAUUCUGGAAAACCUUCCCCCUUCGUCUCGUGUGGCUAGCACCGGCAUUCAGCAUCAUUGGAGGUGGCAUUCCUGUCUUGUCUUCCAUGAUCCUAACCAUCAUCGCGGAUAUCAUGCCCGAGAAUGAACGAGCAACAGCCUUCUUCCGAAUAAUGACAGGCCAAUAUCUAGCCCAAACCACCGCCACACCCCUCUCGUCUACCCUAAUGGAAGCCUACGGACCAUGGCUACCAAUCCAACUAGGCUACAUCUGCGCAUGCAUCACAUUCCUCAUGGCCUGUCUACUCCGCGAAACUGCAAAUCCAAAUCCACACAACCAGCCCACCAACAACCCAGCAGACGAAGGCUCAGACUCAGACUCACCACCACCACCACCACCACUACCACUACCAAUAAUGACCGUCCCCCCCAAAUCAAAAUGCCUCCUCGCAAAAACCCCCCACCUCUACACCCAAACCACCACUCUUCUCCACCACAACCCCAAACUCCUCCUCCUAACCCUCACCUUCUUCAUCAACGCCCUCGAAGAACCCACCCAAAGCCUCAAUAUCCAAUACCUCUCUGAACGUUACACCCUCCCUCUCUCCCGUGCCAGCUUCAUCAUCUCCCUAAAAGCCCUCUCCACCAUCCUCGUCACCACCACGCUCCUCCCCUCCGCCUCCUGGAUCCUAACUCAACGCCUCAGCCUCCCGGAGGCCCGCAAGGACCUGCUCCUCGCCAGGAUCAGCAUCCUCAUGCUCUCCCUGGGCUUCUUCAUCGUCGCCUGGUCGCCUACCGUCGUCGGUGCGAUGGCCGGCUUCGUGAUAACGACUUUGGGGAAAGGGUAUGGGAAUCUAGUCCGCUCGUUGGUGACGGGUUUCGUGCCGGGGAGGCUCCUUGGACGGGUGUAUACGGGCAUUACGGUUGUGGAGACUUGUGGGAUUUUGGUUUCUGGGCCGUGGUUUGCGGAGCUGUUUCGGGUGGGUUUGAGGUUGGAGGGGUGGUGGUUGGGGUUGCCGUUUGUUGUUGCAGGGGGUUUGGGGGUGGCCGUUGCGGGUGUUGUUUGGGGGGUGGAUUUGGGGGAGGGUGGUAGGAGGGGGGAUAGUGAUGAAGAGGGUUGUUAG